Salpingoeca rosetta is the source of this 7401-nucleotide messenger RNA. RefSeq lists its product as uncharacterized. Gene Ontology annotation, molecular function: calcium ion binding. The coding region runs from base 174 to 7127 and encodes 2317 amino acids. The transcript is spliced from 20 exons. The record is from RefSeq and is a predicted model, not a curated record. Lineage: Eukaryota; Choanoflagellata; Craspedida; Salpingoecidae.
GUCUUAAUGUAACACAGUUGACAACAAGCCUGCGCUACAUCGGCCUCGCCCUCUCGCUUCAUCGAUCAGCAACCGCUGCUCCCCUCUCCCUUCUCCUCUCCUCUCCCUUUCCUCCUCCUCUCUCCCUUCUUCUCCUCUCCAUUGUCCUCCUCUUCUCUGACAGAAGCCCAAGCAUGGCAGGCAAUACGGCUGCAUGGCCGCGACGCAGCCAGCAGGUGCUUCUGCUGUCGCUUCUCAUCCUUGUGCACACGACACCCGCAGUCUUGGGUUGGAUCAAUGGCUGGGGAGAUCCCCUGAGCUUUGAAUGCCCCACUGGCUCUUCAAUCUCCUUCAUGGGCAGCUACCACGACAACGAUGAAGAAGACCGUCGCUGGAAGUUCUCGUGUUCCCCCGUAUCCACGGGAGAUGGCACAGGCGCAUCAUGGUCAAACUGGGCCAACGACUGGAAUGCCAACUUUGCCUUCUCGUGCCCCGAAAACAAGUACGUCAACGGCUUGUCGAGCGAGUUCGAUGAUGAAACCGAGGAUCGCCGCUGGAAGUUCAAGUGUGAGUCCAUCUCAAACGCCAAGCUCACCGAUUGCCGUGAAGAGUUCACGUUCACAAACGAAUACGACGAGGAAGGCAGCUACUCCGUCGGCGAGAGGGUCAUGAUCGGAUGGUUCAGUCAGAACGAUGAUGACAGGGACGAUCGCAAGUUCAAGCCCACUACGUGCAAGAUGGAAUGCGACAAGGAUUCUGGUUAUCGCCUGAUCAACGACCGCGAGUGCGAGCUGGUGUCUUGCGAUCCCCUCACUCUCGAUGGCGGUUCAACCAGUGGUGACUGCGGUGGCGCAUUUGGUGACGAGUGCACAUACGACUCCUGCGAUGAAGGGUACACCUUGUCCCUCAGUGGCACCAAGACGCGAACAUGUGGCUGGCUCGGCGACGAGGCGUCCUGGUCAGGCACUGACAAAUCCUGUGAUGACAUCGACGAGUGCAGCACAGGCGAACACGACUGUGUUGACGGCGCCGUAUGCACCAACACACCCGGCAGCUUCACGUGUGCUUGCGUGUAUGGCAGCCUGUCCGGUGGACAAUGUGUUGUGCCCGCACCAUCUGUUGGCAUGAGCGUGUCACUGGCAUCCAUCUCCUUUUCCGUGUCUGGAUCGUGGUCAAGCGAAUUCCCAAAGUACCAGAUCUCAAUCGCUCGCUGGGCAUAUGACCUUUCAUCCUACACCGACAUCAGCGGUUACCCAAAGCAAGUGACGGGCUCACUCACUUCCCACUUGGCCUCGGGUCUUUCCGCUGGCACCCGAUACAGGAUUACGCUGACCCCUCUCAACGAGAACGACGAGCCAAUGACCCACUUUGAGCACAUUGCAUACCAGUACGGGACCACCGACCCUCAGACACCCUGCGGCUGUGGUGGCUCCUCAGGUGCACCCACGGACUUCAAAGUGAAGCAGUUCAAGGGUCACAUCCUGUUUGAGUGGGCAGACCAGAGUCAAUGCGAGUCUGCGUUCACAUUCACGCGCAACGGUGUCGGUCUCGCCGCCCGCUUCGAUGUGACGGAGCAGCAGGCCUGCGGUGCCGUCCAGAAGCCCCUCUCCAUCUCCGACGAUCUCACCAUCCAGUCGCCGGGCGGUUAUGCCGAGGUCGACUCCUCCAUCAACUACAAGCUGCCAGACGGGUCGUUUUAUCUCCGCCUGAGCACUGCCGUUGAGGAAGGCGAGAUGCGCCUCAAGUACCCGCGUGAGCUCCAGCGCGAUGGAGGCCACUUUGCGUCCACAAGCACGACCACGACGGCUGCGCCGCAGGGUGUGCCUGACGACGAGAACCGCUACUACCCCGGCACAUCCUCGCCCGUCGCAUCCGUGACGGAGUGCAAGGACCUGUGCGACAUUCGCUCCUCCUGGUGCAUCGCCUUUGUUGUGCAGACGAAAGCCGAUGACACGCUUGUGUGCCACCAGCUGCGUGUUGUGGAGACGGCUGCCCUCAAAAGCGGCGAGAAGAAGGCCGUGUCGUACGAGCGCGUCACCGUGUCUGGCACGGGCGUGUCUGGCUCCUACAUCUUUGACGGCACGCAGGAUGACUGCGAGCAGGCGUGUACCGAUUCCGGGUCAUGUGUCCUGACCAUAGUGGACUCGGGCGUGUGUGGCAUCAUCAACAGCGCCGCGACAACAGGAACACCAGCCAGCUCCAUUCACGCCAGCCUGGACCCUGACUUCAGUCGCCGCAUCCCAGGCCCAGAGCCAGGCAGGACGCAGACGUACUGCAUUGCCGCGACCAACCCCACCUGGUACACGGAGGGCGGGUACAGUUCGGGCCAGACGUGCACAUCGUACACGAUCCAGUGGGAGAGCCAGCUUGAGGGCCAGAUUACCAUCGACUCCAAGGAGAUCCACCUCCCUGUUGAGCACGUGGAGAUUGAGUAUGAGAUUGGGCCCAUCCGUGGCCGCCGCGUCACCAACGAGGACGGCAAGUUCUUCAUCCACAUCCUCACAGACCAGCUGCAAGGCAACCGCCACCGCAUCACGCUCCGCUUCUCCAAGACCACGGGCAACAUCAAGCACACCUUCACCUGCGGUGGCAUCGCAUGCACAGAGACCACGCUCAUCAUGGAACACCUUCGCUUCGACCAUCAGGUCAACGUCAAAGACACCACGUCCCUCCCCUUCAGUGGCAUCGUCUCCAUUGGCGGCACGGAGCACGAGGGCCUUCCUGACGGCUGCCCGCUCAAGGACGUUGAGGUGUGUCUGUACGACCGCCACCAGGCCAACACCCUCAUCAACUGCGAUGUGACAGACUCCAAGGGCCGCUACCUCGUGCGCGCUGUUCUCGGCACAUCUGUCACCGUCAGCCUUGCGUACGGCAACUCGUCGCACACCUUUGAGCGCGUCACCUACGACCAGGACGCAGCCAACGCCCCUUCGGGCAUCCUGCAGACCAUCAAUGCUCUGAAUUCGCUCGAGCGCACACCAUACUACGACGUGACGGACGGCAAGUUCUGGGAGAACAUCAACUUCAAGGACACAAUGUCUGACAGGGCGACAGUCGACAUUGCUGGCGGGCUGUGUAACCUAAACCUCGGCGACGCGGUGAUCGAGUUCCGGUACGACAUGUGCCCAACAUGGGUGAAAUCACGCACCAUCUCUGACCGGCUGUCCAAGUGGACGCUGCCAGCGCAAAUCAUCACGGUGCGCUUCAAGGAGAUUACGCGCAACUACGAGGUUCGUGGCGAGAUUACGCGCUACUUCUCGGCCAAGCUGGGCAACUCGCGAUCGCUGUACUUGGACCUGCGCAACCCGCAGGAGGACGACGAGGACAAGAAGACGGUGCGAUUCGAGUACCACCCGCCACCGCAGCUGAGCGUUGAGUUUGACAAGGAGGAGAAGCACAACUGUAACAGCACAGAGGGCGAUCGCCCGCUGCACGUCAUCAAGCAGAACGUGGAGCUGAAGGCGACUGUGAAGGUCAUUGAGGACUACGGCGAAGGCGUGGGCACGUGCGAUGCGGUGCCGGGCCAGAUUGAGGUUGAGAACCAGUUGGGCGAGUCGCCAGCCACCGUUGAUGCACUCAAUGCCACCACCUCUCUCACGGACAAGCAGUUGAACAAGUUGAAGCUGUGCUAUGACACGUGCCUCAUGGACGUGAAGAUGGACGAGGAGCUGCAGGACGGCGAGACCGUAUACUCGAACACGCGCAUUGAGCUGAACAUCAUGACGGGUGAGCCAGAGACCAACCCACAGGCCGUCAACCCAGAGAACCCGUACUCCAAGCUCUUCCGCGUCACCAUGCACAACCUUCCACAGGAUCCCGUCAGCGUGUACGAGAAGGUGGUGGUGGUUGGCGACAAGGUCAUCUCAAAGUACUUCAGCGUGCCCUUCCCGCGCUACCAGCCGCUCACAGUCAUUCAGGACCCGCCCGGUGGCCUGUCCACCGUCACCUACUCCAAGGCGUACACCAACUUCCUUGUGGAUUCCCACACCCACGAGGAGUACCAUGGAUUCUACUUCACGACGGGGCUUGCUCCCGUCAAGGUGGAGACGGGCGUGGAGCAGUGCGUUGGCCUCGGCGCUGCCGUGUGCACCAAGGUGGCAGACACGGAAUCCACCCCGUUCAAGCUGACGGUCGACCAAACUCACACCUUUGGCAACAUGGAUCCGGACGACAACUACGGCACAGAGCGCGUGUGGUCGUUUGAGAUUGAGCUGACGACCUCUGACGAUGUAAUGUUGGCUGGGGAGCGUUCCGACAUGUUCCUCGUGCCCGCCCUCAACGUGGUGUGGAUGGAGACGGAGGAGGUCUCGUUCGACGUGGAGCAGUGCCGGGCAUCAAAGGAAACCAAGGUCAAGUGGAGCCUCGAGGGUCAGGACAACAGCGAACUAAUCACCUGGAUCUCUGCGUUUGAGAUUGAGAACAAGGAGCUGCCAGACCUUCGCAAGCUGCUCGCUCUCGCCGAAGAGCCGCCAGGUGAUGAUGACGACGAGACGGAGGAGGACAGGGCGGAGAAAGUUGCGGAGUUGAAGCGGGCAAUCAAGGCGUGGGAGGACAACCUGGACCGCAACAAGGAGGUGCGCGACAAGGCAGCAGCAGGCACGCUUGACCCCGUGCAGGACCUGUGGAGCAAGACCUCAGCGGAACACGACUGCGCGCCGCCGCUGUCCAUGAUCGAGAACCCGAAGAAAGCGUCGAAGCUGCUGAGCGAAGCGUCCAAGGUGAACCGGUGCGACGGCUUUGGUGCUGCCCACAUCAAGGAUGACGCAGGCAAGGGCAUCUCGCUCGCCCCGCACGAUCUGAUUGACGGCGCCACAGACCUGGACGACAAAGAGGCGUCAGACCAGGACAAGCAGGACUUGCGCAGCAUCAAGACGAUCAAGUUCUCUGGCGGCGGGUCCACGUACACGUUUGGUUUUGACCUUGAGCAGACCAAGUCGGCCGUUGGCGGCAGCUCCCGCACGCACGAGGUGACAGCCGGUGUCGAUGUUGAGUUUGGAUUCAAGGUCUUUGGCGUGGGCAUGAGCUUUGAGCUGUCCACGGGCUACAACUACGAAGGAACGACAGCCGAGGAGCAUGAGGCCGGCGUCACCACGGGGACACACAUCGAAUUCACUCUUGGCGAUCCCGAUCCACUGGAUGUCUUUGAUGUGCAAGUGUUCCUGCACCCCGACUACGGCACGCUCGUCUUCCACACCACCUCUGGCCAGUCGUCGUGCCCGCACGAGCCCAACACGGUACAGCUGGAGCAGCCUGGCAUCAGCGUUCUAACACGACCAGAGGCGCCGGUGCUGCCCGGCGAACCUGCUGUAUUCGAGGUUCUGCUCAAGAACGACGGACCCAUGACUUCCGACUUUAACCUGUUCUAUCUGUCGUGGCUGAACCAAGAUGGGCUUGAAGUUGUAGCCAACGGACAGGCGCUGGAGACGCCACUCAUCUUUGAGGGCUUCCCCGGCAGCUCGGCAAAGUACCUCACCAUCACCGUGAACCAAGGCCCAAGCAAGUUCAAGUACGACCCAGUCGCCAUUGGCUGGCGGUCGCUGUGCGAGGCCGACAGGCAUCCCGACAACGGCUACGUCACGGACGAGGUGACGAGCGUGGAAUACGUGUACUUGGAGGCUGAGUUCCUGCAGCCGUGCAGCCCCGUGAAGCUUGUUGGCGAGAUUGGCGAGUCUGGCGCGUUCACCCUCAACCAGGAGACGAUGGAACAGGACUACAAGCCUGGCCAGAUCCGCGUUGUCGCCUUCAACCCGGAUCACGCCGAGCGCACGUGGCUGGAGGACGAUCGCCUGGAGAAGGUCGUCAUCGAGUUCAAGCCAGUCAACUCGUACAUCUGGCUGCUGGCCCGCGACGAGAACGGCGACGCGCUGGACAUUCGCGAGCGCGAGAACGAGUAUGGCUACAUCACGUCGUGGUGGGACGCGUCGACGCUGCUUGAGGGCGACUACCACCUCCGCAUCCGCGCGCAGUGCCAGGCGUCCAUCAACGAGGUGCCCGAUGGCAUUGACGAAAAGCUGUCGUUGGUGGCAGCUGGUGUCGUUGAUCGCGACCCGCCGGUCGUUUUUGGAUUCCCUGAGCCCGCGGAUGGCGAGUUCUUCCCUGGCGACGAGAUCUCGUUCCAGUUCAACGAGGACGUGGAGUGCCGGCAGCCGUUCAUCUUCCAGGUGUCGCUGACGGUGGAGGACUACGACCGCGACUUCAACAACAACAACAUGGUGAUUGUGUGCGAGGGCCGCAAGAUCUCCAUGUCCCUUCGCCGCGGGUUCCGCUAUGACGAGGUCAACGGCCUCACCGCCACUGUCAUCAUCGAGAACGUCAAGGACCUCAACGACAACCGAAUGGAAUUCCCACCCGAGCACACGUUCAAGUUCGCUGAGCUGACGCUUGAGGACGCGAGCGCAUCUGUGAGCGGGUUGGAGCUUGACAUUCCAUUCCAAGCUGUGUAUCUGGACACGGCGUCCGUCAUCUACACCAACUUCACCCGCGACCUUGCGCGCGAGAUUGCGGCGUUGGUGGAUGUGCCAGCCUACCGUGUGGAGAUUGUGCUGGUUGAGCCAGUCGAUGAGAACGACUACACAUUGGGCACGAGCGUGACGCUGAAGUUUGCGCCGGCGUCAACACAGGCCCCGGAGACGCAGGCGCUUCAGCGGCGGCGGCGCGCUGUGGGCGACGAGAUACAGCUGUCUGCCACGGAGCUCGCCAACGUCUUGCAGCAGCGCAUUGCCAACACGACGCUCACGUCCAACUUCACGGUGCUUGCCAGCGCAAACGCAGACAUCAGCCUUGGUGUUGAGGUGGAGCCGUCAGAGGAAGACACCAUUCAGUACCAGCAGUCGGCGAGCACAUCAACGUCGACAAGCACCUCCUCCGUCUGGGCUGACGUCAACUUGGGCACUGUGGUCAUCCUGGUGGCCCUGGUCAUGCAGGCUGCCGUGUUGUUGUUUGCCAUGUCGCGCAUGCAGCGUAACUGGCUUCAAGAAGUCAUGUGGCAGAAUGGCGGCAAAGGCAGCACUGAGCAAUCCAGUUUGCAGGACAGCAAGCGCCCCAUCUCUACGCCGCAGUCCCGGCCCGUCACCUCGUUUGCGCGCAUUUUCUCCUCCAAAAAGUCGGCUGUCGUUGUUCCGUUCGAUGUCGACGAGUCUAACGCCUAACUAACGAGCGUUUGUGUUGAUGCUUUCGCGGUUGAUUGUGUUUUAUCAUCGAACAAAAGCGUGUGUGUGAGUGUGCUUUUGUGUGCGCGUGUAUGUCCAUGCUUUCCGCGGUUGCUUGUGUCUUAUCACCGGACAAAAGCGUUGAUAUGUGUGUGUGGUGUGUUGUGUCAUUGCUGUGCCGGUGUUCGGCGACUCAAGACCCUGUUGUUGCGUCCGCAUGAAGCUGCUGGGAAGUGUGUAUUUGUGGCCACUGUUUUACUUGCAAUAAACCAGA